UUGUCAGGUAUUAUUCUGAUGACGAUAACGGUUACUGCAGCCGAGCAGUUCCUAACGCUUUUUUCCCUUUCAUUAUAUACAACCUGUGCCAAUGGUGCUCUUGUUUGCUACUAACGGACAAGUUGUGCGGCUAAUGGAAAUCAAUACACUGCACACAGACCGUGGUAUGUGUACACUGAACACCGGUACAGGUGAGUAUUCCAGUGUGCAAAAAUGUUCUCAUGUCUUCCCUUUUUUUGCAUCCCGCUUCCACAAUCACAGCGCUCAGUCGUUCGCUCUCUUGUAGCAACUUUUGUGUGAAUUCGAAGAACACUCUUUAUCACUGGCGUAUAUUGAAAAGUGUGCGUUGUACAAUGACAAUGUUGUGUGCACGCCCUCUCAUCCAGUAUUCCAAAAUAUUCAGAUCAUGAGAAAGUGCCGACAAAUUUGCUUGGCACAUGCGGUUUUCGAUUCUUGAUGGAAUGGUAUCUGCAACAGAAUUGGGAAUAAUUUUCUGUCAAUGAUCUGCCUCAUUUUGUGAUAAUAUCUCGCUGUGUAUUUUGGAUGUAAGUAAUUAUGGGAUCAGUGAUCUUUUAUCCAGUGGCUGGUUUCGAUUAGAAUUUAUUAUGACGUGCACAUCUCCGAAUACUGACGAUACUCAGGAAAUAAUAAUUACAAGCCGACUGUGUAACUGGGAUCAGCAAAAUUACAAUUAGCUAUCCAGGAUUAUUCAUCGAUUUCCGCGAACAAUUCAACGGGAAAUGUUCCCGAUGAAAAGCCGGAUCCCGAAGCAGCGCCACAAAUGUCAUCAUGCGUGGAUACCAUCAAUCGUGCUGGCAUUUCUUACGGUCUUUCCCAUUUGCAUUGCUCAAGAAGAUGCGACCACCGUAUUCACAACAUCCUCGCUAACGACACUUGCUGAGUAUUUGAACACGACGGAAGUGAUGGCGCAGAACAGCACUUUAUUCAGCAGUACCGGCAGUAAUCACACGAUGAACCUGACGGCACUGUACGGUGAGCCGUCAACCGAUCCGUUGUACAAUGUCACGGUCGGUGUCAUAUUGACCAUCGGAACGACAACAUCCUACGACUACGAUAUACUCAAACCGGCAAUCGAAGCCGCAUUCUCCCGGGCGCGACAUGAUUACAGUAUUAAUUUCCAGCCGAGGAAUUAUUUGUACGAGGUCGUCUGGUGGUCAGAUAUUAGUCCGGAUCCGCGAUUGGCCAAGACGCAGGGCUGCUGGAUGUGGAAUGCGAGUGGCGAAUCGGCCCAGGCGGUUAAUGAAUCGGUUGACGUCAUUGUAGGACCAGCUUGUACAAAAGACAUGCAGAUCGUUAAUCAGCUGACGACAUAUUUCAAUGUUCCGACCGUGACCGGGGCCGCAAACUACGUGGAUAGCACUGCGGAAUUUCCCUUUCUGACCCGCUGCGGAUUCAGCACGGCCGAUAUGUGGACUUUUUUCUUGACAAUAAUGGACAAAUUUCAGUGGAAGCAUGCCUCAGUGAUCUAUGACUACGACGACAAAGAUGUGGAAGUGACCUUUACAAGUUUGUCCGCCAUUCUGCGCAACCACAAUAAGGUGGUGUUUGAAAAGCGUCUGAAUGCCACAGAGUUUGAUAAUUACGACAUUGUGCCGGAUUAUUUGAGGGAUGCGUCCAUUAAUUCACGAGUAAUUGUGAUACUACUGAAAGGCGCCUUGUUCCGGUACUUUAUGAUCGAGAGUUACCGUCUGGGGAUGUCCGGUGGCGAUUAUGUAUUCGUCACUACCGAUCUGUUUUUGGAUGGCGUCGUAACACGCGGGAACCAAGGUCACUGGAGACAGAGGGAUGGUUACGACAGGGAGGCUCUGAAAGCGUAUGCUAACCUGCUCGUAUUGACUUUAAAGGACUACACCCAGAGUGACCAGUACCUGAUAUUUUACAACCAAAUUAAAGCACAAGAUAAAGCUGAAAAUCGCAAGCGAUCUUCCGUGAUUAACUACUACUCCGCCAGUUUUUAUGACUCCAUUCUGAUGCUGGCGUUGGCUAUCCGGAAGUUUUUAGCUGUUGUGGGUGAAGAUGACAUGGAUAUCAACGACAAUGCCGGAAAUGCUAAGAACGUCACACUGGGCUUAUGGAAUACCACCUUUCAUGGAGCGAGCGGCAACGUGCACAUUAAUCCAGAAGGGGAUCGAACCGAUGAUUUAAGCCUUUACUACAUGACCAAUCCAAUCACAGGGACGUUUUCGGUUGUUUCGAAUUAUUAUGGAUAUAAUCACGCAUACGAAGAAGUGUCGCCGAUUUCUUGGCGCACAGCGGAUGGACAAACGCCUCUAGACGAACCCCUUUGCGGUUACGAAAACGACAAAUGUCCUGACACCACCACACCCGCGGCUGUUGCCGGUUCGAUCGGUUCGUUACUGGUGUUGAUCGGUCUGAUCAGCGGUCUCGUCCUGUUCAUCAAGGCCCGUCGGGAAGCCAAAGCAUCGAACAGCGUGUGGAUCGCCGAAUGGGACGAUCUGCAGUCGGAUCACGGUGCCCGUACGGGAUCCUCGCGGAUGUCCAUGAUGAGCGGCACCACCGCCUCCGCCACCAGCGGCUCCAAAACUAGCAUGCCCACCAGCGAGGGCAGUUCACAGCGCACACGGACCGGCAAACCGCCGCCCAGUAGCGGGAAGCUGUUUUUUACCAGUUGGCAGGGUCGACCGGUGAUGGUGCGGCUGUGCGAGAAACACCGUGUGCAUCUGGACAAGCGGCUGCUGAACGAGGUGAAGGUCGUGAGAAACAUGAUUGACGAUAAUCUGCUGCGGUUUAUCGGGGCGGUACUGGAUCCGGAGCAUUUGGCUGUUAUUGGGGAAUAUUGCUCAAAAGGCAGUUUGCAGGAUUUGUUGGCGAACGAAUCCUUCAAACUGGACUGGAUUUUCCGCUACGCCUUAAUUAACGAUAUCAUUAAAGGCGUUAGCUUUAUCCACCAAUCGCCGCUCAUAUAUCACGGACGGUUAAAUUCCGGGUGUUGUUAUGUGGAUGGAAAAUUCGUGUUAAAAGUGGGUGAUUACGGACUGCCAACUUUCUAUGAAAAACGUCUUCCACGAGAAAUGACCAACGAAGAUUAUAAAGCCUUAUUUUGGACGGCACCGGAAUUGUUGCGCGAUCCGUAUGGUCCCGGUACGCAAGAAGGCGACACCUUUGCGUUUGCUAUUAUCCUACAGGAAAUCAUCCUCCGGGAAGAGCCAUAUGCCAUGCAUCCCUAUGAACCAAAAGAGAUCGUAGGAAAAAUUAAGAAAACUGACGCUUUCCGUCCACGCGUUACCAAUCCAGAUUGUCCGGCAACAUUAUCAGCUCUUAUGGAGCGUUGCUGGUCAGGACAACCGCUAGACAGGCCGAAAUUUCCGGAAAUAAAAACUUCUAUGAAAGCUGUCACAAAAGGUGAUGUGGAAAAAAGCAAUCUCGUUGAUCUUAUUGUGGCCAGAAUGGAACAGUAUACCGCCGAUCUGGAAGAAAUGGUAGAAGAGAAAACGAAAGCCUUUUUAGAAGAGAAGAAAAAAGCCGAUGCCUUAUUAAAUCAGAUUCUUCCACAAGCUAUCGCCGAUCGUCUGAAACGUGGCGAAACCGUGCCACCGGAAGCUUUCGAUAGCGCGACGAUAUUUUUCAGUGAUAUUGUUGGAUUUGCCGCCAUUUCGAUGGAAAGCAGCCCGAUUCAGAUCGUUGAUUUUUUAAAUGAUUUAUAUUCAUUAUUCGACAGCACAAUACCGAAAUUUGACGUGUACAAAGUGGAAACCAUUCAUGACUCUUACAUGGUAGCAUCCGGUCUUCCCAGGCGGAACGGGCUGAAUCACGCCAAAGAACAAGCAGGGAUGGCGUUGGCUUUAAUGGAUCUCAUCCAUACGUUCAAAAUCCGGCAUCGGCCGGGUGAGAAAGCCCGCCUGCGUGUUGGCCUGAAUUCAGGUCCCGUAGUUGCCAGUGUGAUUGGCCUAGCCGUCCCGCGAUACUGUUUAUUUGGUGAUACCGUAAACACGGCAAGCAGAAUGGAGUCUACGGGAGAAGGUUUGAGGAUACAGAUGAGCCCCAGCACCAAAACCCUUUUAGACAGUUUCGGAAUUUUCGUUAUGGAAGAUCGAGGAGAAAUUGAAGUAAAAGGCAAAGGAAAGAUGCGAACGUUUUGGUUAAUUGGUCAGUUGUCCGCCUAAACAAAUCUGUGAUUUCUGCAGGCUAGAAAUGAACAUUUUGCCGAACGGUAUUAACUGCAACGAAUUAGAUCUAAUAGUCGUACAUUAAUCAGUCGUGGCAUCGAAACUGCAACAGUGAUUGCUAUUACGAAUUUGUAUUGGACUAAUGUGUGAUUACUGGUUGCACGCGCGCGUGACCUAUCUCGAAACCUUCCACAAUAAAUUCUUCCU
This is a messenger RNA of Paramacrobiotus metropolitanus, 4355 nucleotides long. Its product is annotated as atrial natriuretic peptide receptor 1-like. Gene Ontology annotation, biological process: cGMP biosynthetic process; receptor guanylyl cyclase signaling pathway; protein phosphorylation. The transcript is spliced from 19 exons. Lineage: Eukaryota; Metazoa; Tardigrada; Eutardigrada; Parachela; Macrobiotidae. The record is from RefSeq and is a predicted model, not a curated record. The coding region runs from base 741 to 4145 and encodes 1134 amino acids. Gene Ontology annotation, molecular function: protein kinase activity; peptide receptor activity; ATP binding.